Messenger RNA from Poecilia latipinna (sailfin molly), 4675 nucleotides. RefSeq names its product epidermal growth factor receptor pathway substrate 15 (gene eps15). Gene Ontology annotation, biological process: endosomal transport; endocytosis. Lineage: Eukaryota; Metazoa; Chordata; Actinopteri; Cyprinodontiformes; Poeciliidae. The record is from RefSeq and is a predicted model, not a curated record. Gene Ontology annotation, molecular function: cadherin binding; calcium ion binding. The coding region runs from base 37 to 3282 and encodes 1081 amino acids. The transcript has 24 exons. Gene Ontology annotation, cellular component: clathrin coat of coated pit; plasma membrane; cytoplasm.
GGUGCGCCCCCUAUUGGUGUCUGGAGGUAUCGCAGCAUGAAAGCAGUGGGAAACAGAAACACUAUGGCUACCACUCUGUCUCUUACUCAGCUUUCCAGUGGAAAUCCCAUCUAUGACAAAUAUUAUCGACAGGUGGAUCCCACUGGGAGCGGGCGGGUGGCGGCAGCAGAUGCGGCUCUUUUCCUGAAGCAGUCGGGCUUGGCUGACAUGGUUCUGGGGAAGAUUUGGGAUUUGGCAGACAUUGAAAGAAAGGGUUUCCUUAACAAACAGCAAUUCUUCAUAGCGCUGCGGUUGGUUGCUUGUGCUCAGAAUGGCCUGGAGGUGGCGCUUAAGAGCCUUAAUGUGGCUGUUCCUCCGCCCAAAUUUCAUGAUACAAGCAGCCCGCAGUUGGCAAGAGGAGUGGCUGCUGAUGCACCCUGGGUUGUUAAGCCAGAGGAAAAGAUGAAGUUUGACGCCAUUUUUGAGAGUUUGGGUCCAGUUGGAGGGAUGCUGUCAGGAGACAAGGUUAAACCGGUUCUGCUCAACUCCAAGCUGCCUGUGGACAUCCUGGGCAGGGUGUGGGAGCUCAGUGACCUGGAUAGAGAUGGCAUGUUGGAUAGAGAUGAAUUUUCUGUGGCCAUGUUUCUGGUUUAUAGAGCUCUAGAAGGCGAGUCCGUUCCCAUGUCCCUACCGCCUCCUUUAGUUCCACCCUGUAAGAGGAAAAAACCUGCGGCGGCACCCGUGAUGCCCCUGUUACCCUCACCUCCCUCUGUGAAAGACAGUCGCUCCUCCCAUCCCGGCUCGAAGACUCUUCCCCACCCUCCCAAACCCGCGCCAGCUCCUGCCCCAACACCAGCAGCCGCCCCUUGGGUUGUAUCGGCUGCAGAGAAAGCCAAGUACGAUGAACUGUUCAGCAAGACGGAUGGCGACAUGGACGGCUUGGUGUCUGGAGCAGAAGUUAGAGAUAUUUUUCUCAAAACUGGGCUGCCGUCUGCCACGCUCGCACGAAUCUGGGAGCUUUGUGACAUUGGAGACAUGGGAAAGCUGACUCGCGAACAGUUUGCCUUGGCGCUUUAUCUGAUCAAUUUGAAGCUGACGAAAGGCCUGGACCCUCCACAGACUCUCUCUCUCGAAAUGAUUCCUCCGUCUGACAGACAAAACAGCAAGCAGAACAACGCGAACCUGGCAGCUGACUUCUCUGCCAUUAAGGAGCUCGACACCCUCAGCAACGAGAUUGUUGAAUUACAAAGAGAGAAGGUCACUGUGGAAGAGGAAAUCAAAGAGAAGGAGGAGGCUAUCCGACAGCGAACAGAUGAAGUACAGGACCUUCAAGACGAAGUGGCGAAGGAGACCGAGGAGCUUCAGCGGCUGCAGUCUCAGCGUCAGAAGGUCCAGGAGGCUUUAGAUGAGCUCGACCAACAGAAGAACACCUUGGAGGAGCAGCUCAGCCUCAUUCGACAGCAGACCAGCCAAGAGACACAACUUAUCUCGUCGCUGCAGUCUGAGCACGAGGAGCAGGAACAGAAGAUCUGUCAGUACGAGGAGGAUCUGGUUCAGGCACGAGAGGAGCUUCUGGCCCUGCAGGAAGAGAGCCGGAAGCUGCAGGAGAAAGUCCAAGCUGCUCAGGAGCAACUCACCCCUCUGCAGGAAUCUGUGCGGGACUCCUUCACUCAAGUUUCUCAGAUUCAGCAGAAAGUACAAGACCUUCGCGUGGAAGAAAGGUCAGUGACGGCGCAGCUCAGCUGGAAGAGAGCGCUGGAGGACAGCUCUCCGGUCAUGGUCAACGGAUCGGCCGGCUCCACAGCAGAGCUUGACCUCUUCAGUGACGACCUGCCCAAGGAGCUGAAGGAGGAUGAGCCAGCUGCUGUCAGCAAUCAGCAGAAAGAACAUUCAGACGAAAAGGAGAGGGAAGGAGUCGAUGAGAAAGAAGGACAGAAGGAGGAACAGAGUGCAAAGGCUGCAGAGGAGGAGAAGAGUAAACCUGAUGCCCUGGACGACCUCUUCUCCAGUCUGGCCACCACUGAUAUGUACAGCAGUCUGUCGUCCAUCUCUAAGGCUCGAGAUAAUCCAGUUGGGGAAAACAACGUCGUGGGAGCUGAUGUCUCAUCUGACGUCUCCGAUGUUGAAGAAGAAUCACUAAAAGAGACUUCACUGAAGGUCGACUCUCCAGAGCCAGAGAGCCAACAGGAGCAAACAGAGUCUACAGAAUCGACGCCCUCCCCGUUGCCUCCACAGGCCGCCGCUCGCUCCCUGCCGCCACAGACGAGCCCCCCCUCCCUGCCAGAGAUGGACUUCUUCCAUUCAGACCCUUUCACCGACCAUGAUCCAUUCAAAGAAGAUCCGUUUGGAAAAGCAGAUGUAGCAGAUCCGUUUGGAGGAGAUCCAUUUAAAGGCUCAGACCCUUUUGCUGCAGACUCUUUUUUCACCCAGCCCUCCAGCAACACUUUCCCCUCAAAGGACCCAUUUUCAGCCUCAGGUGACCCAUUUGGCACUACUCCUGGAAUACCAGAACCGGACCUCUUUGCAGCCAAGGCUAAGGAUGAGCCUGCAGCAGCAGCACCACCACCAUCAUCAGCAACACCGACCCCUGACCCCUUUGUCUCCAAGACCACCAAUCCAGCAUCCAGUGAUCCCUUCAGCUCCACAGGGGACAACUUGGAGUCAGACCCAUUUGGAAGCAAACUGAACAACGCCGGAGAGCCGGAUCCGUUUAGUUCACAAGACGGAGGGUCAGAUCCAUUCAGCUCUUCUUCCACGAGCUCCGAUCUGGCAGUGAAGGAGUCGGCGCCAUCCAAUGAUCCCUUUGCUCCAGGAGGCACUACAGUGAGCACCACCUCAGAUCCAGAUCCGUUCGCUGCUGUGUUUGGCAACGAGACGUUUGGAGGAGGAUUUGCAGAUUUCAGCGCUUUGACAAAGUCAAACGGUCCUGACCAGUUUGGCAUCAACAACAAGAACCUGUUCCAGGAGGACAGCCAGCCUGCCAACUCUGACGUGCCCCCCGCCCUGCCGCCUAAAACGGGUACUCCAACUAGACCGCCUCCCCCACCUCCAGGUAAGAGAGCGUCCGUCUCUAGGACAGAGUCCUCCGACUCCUUCAAGCGGCGAGGACACUUCCUUCAGACCUCUGGAGACUUCUCCUCCUCUUCCUCCUCCUCCCUGCCUGCCAAGGACCCUUUAGCCGACCCCUUCGCCCCCUCCUCCCCUCCUCGCCACAACGUGCGGGAAGCUGAUCGAUUUGCCAGCUUUGACAAAGUGAGCACCUCCCUCUCCCCAUCUCCCUCACCUCCUCCUGAAUGUCAAUAGCCACACCCUCUUCUCUUUAUUUUUCUGCUCAUUAAUCACAUCUGGUUCUCCAAGAAUGUGCAACUAAGCCUUCAUGAAUCGGUCCAUUCACUGCCAACAGAUCCCCAGAGAAGACAAAUAAAGAUUUUAUGUGUCGAUGCACAAGGUUGCCUGUUUCCUUAAUUAUAGAUAUAUAUUUAUGUCUGCCAACAUUUAUUGAAGCUAGCUGAUGAAAUCUUGUGUGUUUUGAAUCCUCACUGCUGCUGUUUUUAUAUUUUAGCUUCCUAAUAACAGUGCUGUUGCUUUGCAUUGUUAAAAAUAUUUCUCAUUUAUUUCUGGGAUUCCACUUCGUUUAACUCUUCUGGUUGCCCUCCUUAUUUUGUUAUAAAGAUUAUAAAUAGUUUAAUAUAUUUAACCUGCAGUUAGAUUGCAUUUAUCUGUAGGCACAAAACACAAGUCGUGGUGCCAGUCGUUAUUGACAUAUUGACUCGUGUUUGGCAGUGAAUGGAAAGAUGGAAACCUGCUUGAAUGUGACUUUUGUUUGCCAUCCCAACUCAGCACAUUGACUUCACACCCUGUUCAUGUGCGAGCAAGUCAAAGUUAUUUACAAGAUAAAAAAACACAUGUUGCGUUUAAACUGCCUUUUUCAAGAUUUUAUUCCACUUUUAUCCUUGGAAUUGACUGAAUUUUAAUAGCUACAGCAUUCAUCCAGCAGGUUACUCUGUUUUAUGCCGCAUCAGGUCGACAGUGAUGAAAAAGUUUCAGUAGUCGGUGACCUACAGGCCUAAAGUUCAGCACGAGGGAAAAACUCCUUCAGCCUGUGAGCUUUGAUUCAACUAACUAUCAAAACCAGAGUACAAACAUUGAGCUUCACAUGGAGCUGCUCAGGCUGCAAGGCCUGCAUUUUUCAACUGAAUCGCUUUUAAAACGUUAUGAAUUUAAACGUAAAACGACUUCAUUUGGAUCAACCAAGAGGUUGAGCUUUCGCUGAAACUAAAUACUUUUCUAACGGUGCCAUUUUACUAACUACAGCUCUGCUCCUGUAACACAGCAAAAAAAAAAAAAUGGGUGGUCAAGCUGUGAUUUUUGGGAUGGAUGGCUGCAUUUCAUUCUUGAUUUUUCGAUGCCUCUGUUAUCACGUUACCCCACCUGCAUGCCUCUGUCGAACCCUAAGCUACACAAACUAACCUCCUCCGACUGGCUGCCUCAAUCGUCCCCCAAAUCAUUUGUUUUCCUCUUCACCCACGCUGCUGUUCAUUAACUCAUGCGUCUCCUCCUGUCCAUCCAACCGUCAUCCAUUCAUCAACUUAUUUCACUCUCAGCUCUCAUCUGAUCAGCAUUGUGUGGUUGCUUGUAUUCUUUGUGUGUUUAUGUGUUUGUUAUAAAGAAAUGUUUAAUAAAGUGUUGAAUCAUA